Messenger RNA from Ficedula albicollis (Collared flycatcher), 2382 nucleotides. RefSeq names its product UBX domain protein 10 (gene UBXN10). The transcript has 2 exons. The record is from RefSeq and is a predicted model, not a curated record. Bases 59 to 919 code for a protein of 286 amino acids. Gene Ontology annotation, molecular function: ubiquitin binding. Gene Ontology annotation, cellular component: endoplasmic reticulum. NCBI's taxonomy places the organism in Eukaryota, Metazoa, Chordata, Aves, Passeriformes, Muscicapidae.
UUUCCUGAUAUUCAACCUAAACCUCCCUGACACAGCUCCGGCCGUUCCCUCAGGUGCGAUGGCCACAGCGGCUUUUGGGGACUCAGCACCAGCUCAGCUCCGCUUCCCUCCGGGCACAGCCGCUCUGCCGUGGGCCAGCACUGGCACCAUGCACGUCUCCAGGCCCAAAUCUGCCAAGGGACAGAGGCCGAGCCUGAGCCACCGUCAGGCCAUGGAAGCCUGUCCGUGCCAUGUGCCGUCCUCCCCCCUGGCAGCCUCUCCUCGGGAAUUACUGAGCAGCCAGAGAGCGGCACUCACCAAACCGGCCUUCCCACCUGCCCACGUGUCUCGUGAGAAAAUCCCAAAGCUCCUGCAGCAAGUGCCUUUGAGGAGCUCCUCCUCCUCCCUGAACAAGUACCGCGUGCUCCCCUCCAUCCUCCGCAGGGGCGCGGGGAGCGACGCCGCGGGAGCGCUGGCUGAACGGCCCGACCGGCUGGCGCUGAGCGAGGGGCAGCAGGAAGCUCCCAAAGCCAUCGAGACUGUUUCUGGAGGACGGGGAUCUGCCAGCACAUUGUCGGGAAGUGACAUUGCCACUGAAGAGAGCUCACAGGUGCGCCGUGCCCCUGGGCAGGGGGGAAGGCAGGAGAGCCCUCGGGCGCUCCCUGCGAGCCCGGAGGAGCCGCACGUGCUGCUCGCUGUCCGAUCUCCCUCUGGGCAGAGGUUUGAGCACCACUUCAAGCCCUCUGACAGUCUCCAGACAGUCCUUGCCGUGGCAGGCCAGAAACUGUUGGCCAGCUACCAACACUGCAGGGUUGAAACCACGGAGGUUCCCCGGAGGAGCUUCUCUGACCUCUCCAAGUCCCUUCAGGAGUGCGGGAUCCUGCCCAGGUCCGUGCUGUGCAUCCGACGGGACGAGCAGCACGAUGCAGCAGAUCUUUAGGCACACAGGGCUGCUGUGGGUCCUUCUGCUCAGUGGGGUGCAUUGCUUCUUCCAAAAAAUGGAGUCUGAUGCUUGCUGUACCUACUUCUUUAUCUUCCAUCUCCCACAAAAUCCCUGUGAAGCAGAGUUGAGGAUAUGGAAUAGUAUUUGAAAUAGUAUUUCAGAUGCAUAAACCUGAUUGAUACAGAGCUCGUGUCACCUGUGCCAUCAUCAAUUUCUGCCUCAGCACCACCAGCCUUCAGCCUUUCUGGUUUGUUGAAGUUGCUGAUGUUCUUUGAAAUCUCAGGUUUCCAAGACCUCUCCCCUUGUCCUUUUCUAUGUUUUGGGAAGGUACCACUUCUCCGAAUGCAGUAGCACCAUUUAGGAAAGUAGAAACAGAACUGCUUUAGCUACAGGACCACCUUUAGUAGCUUAUCAUUAUCCCAGACAUCAUCUCAAGAGACUGAAAAGGAGAUCAAACCCCAAAACCAUCAGGAAAUAACAGUAAUAACACAUUAAUGAGUUAUUGUGAAGUAUUAAAUUGCAAGACUGAUUGUAAAAUACCUGUGAGGGCUCAGGUGUUUCUGGGUAACCUCAGUCCAGCUCUUAAUUGUGACUAAAUCAUCUUUUCAAAAACAAAUAAUUAUUAUUUUGGCUGUCUUGGGAAGCAGCAGGAUUUUCUCCUUAGUCUUCCUUCUCUUAUUUGGCUGAUGUGAUCCAUAGGUGGAUAGUUAGGAAGGGAUGUAACAGAUAAUUCCAUUUAACCCCUCUACACUGAAGUGAGAUAGUCCAAGAAACAAGUGCUGCUUUGGGAAUUUUUAAAUAAAGUAUUAAUGGGAUUUGACUGGGAAUUGGCUCAAGGAGUAAGCCAUCUUUUACUAAACCAUCAUUAAAAGGCUGGUUGGGUGACUUGGCAGGUUUAGAUAAACACAAUGUGCUUGUGCUAAAAAAAGUAUCUUCUGGUUUCUAAUGGAAUGUCAAAGACAGUUAUUUUUAAUCUCCUUUAAAAAUGGACCACUUGCCACACAGAUGAGUGAGUUUAAAUAUUUUGAGGCAAACCCAAUUUAUUUUGAAGCUCAGUGUACAACUCUGCACAGGAGCACAAACAACAGGAGCAGAAAUCUGAUUGCUGGUGCUGGCUGAGUGUGGUACCUGAUGCUAAAUCAAGUGUUCAGGGUCCAGCAGCUUUGUAAAACCAGUAUCAGAUGAGCAGUGGUCCCUGCUGCUGUUGGUGAUGGGAAUUGCUCAGCAGCAGUCCAGAUAUCGAAACACAUGGAUGCCUUCAACAAAACCACAAAGUAUUUCCCUUGGUUUCAGGAAAAGGGACCAUUUUCCAUCUUUCCUUCAGUGUUAGGUAGUUAAUUCCCUAUUUCUGCCUGUUGUGUGGACUGUGUUACUCCUACAUUUCAGAAUGUUUCCAUCCUGAGUUAAAUAAAACCUUUUAGCCUGAAACUUGAACUUUAAAUUAUUUACAUGAGCUGAGA